UGAAUUACUUUAUCGAUAGAUGGCGUUCUGUUAGUAUGAGACGUGUUAUUUCAGUAACUUGUUGACAAGGGAAGUGGUAAUUCAUCACUGUUGAAAUUGUCACUAUGUAUAUUUUAUGUGUCACUUUUGUGAAGAAGAAUUCCUGGUUUGGGGAAUUUAAUUAAACAAUCGCCAGUAGCCCAGGAGACAACAGGACUGCCAGCAUACACACGGUAUCAUUAAUUAAUUACUUCAGUAUGUACUCUUCCGCAAGUAAUUCAUAUGGACAGCAAACAUCGAAUCCAAACGUAUCCAGUCCAUCGUCAACUGGACCCCAGGAUGAAGAUUUGAUUAAAUGGUUUCAAGCAGUUGACCAGGACAAGUCUGGAAAAAUUUCUUCAAUCGAACUAAGACAAGCGUUGGUUGUCGGCAAUGGAGCUCAUUUUAGUUUUGAAGCCUGUGAAUUACUGGUGAAAAUGUUUAGUUCAGAAAAUUCGAAAACGAUUGAUCUGCAAGGAUUCAAACAACUCUUCCAUUAUGUCAACCAGUGGAAAACCUCAUUUCAUAUGUUUGACAAAGACAGCUCUGGUGCCAUUGAUGAAACAGAACUUGGACAGGCUCUUUUUCAGAUGGGUUACAGACUGUCAAACAAAUCAAUUGAAUCCCUGUUCAAUAAGUUUGCUUCCAAACCAGGUCAAAUUACCUUCGACGGUUUUAUUUUGGCGUGUGUCCAGUUACAUAAGUUAACUAAUGCUUUCCGACGACACGACACGAAGUUAAUGGGCACGAUCACUAUUGGGUAUGAAGAUUUUAUUCAAGCGGUUGUCGAAAGCACUUAACGCGUUUUUCAUCCUUGUGUUGUUUCUACACUAAUGACUCUCUAUGGAACUGUAAUAAUCUCGUGAUAGAAAAUUAUCUGGGUUUUUUCCAAUAAAUUUCCAAAGACUA
This is a messenger RNA of Daphnia magna, 927 nucleotides long. Its product is annotated as peflin. Gene Ontology annotation, molecular function: calcium ion binding. The record is from RefSeq and is a predicted model, not a curated record. NCBI's taxonomy places the organism in Eukaryota, Metazoa, Arthropoda, Branchiopoda, Diplostraca, Daphniidae. Gene Ontology annotation, biological process: COPII vesicle coat assembly. Bases 237 to 818 code for a protein of 193 amino acids. The transcript has 5 exons.